Messenger RNA from Grammomys surdaster, 888 nucleotides. It is a transcript of the gene Crabp2, whose product is annotated as cellular retinoic acid binding protein 2. Gene Ontology annotation, biological process: fatty acid transport. Lineage: Eukaryota; Metazoa; Chordata; Mammalia; Rodentia; Muridae. Gene Ontology annotation, molecular function: fatty acid binding. Gene Ontology annotation, cellular component: nucleus; cytosol. The record is from RefSeq and is a predicted model, not a curated record. Bases 149 to 565 code for a protein of 138 amino acids. The transcript is spliced from 4 exons.
GCGGCUGUGCAAUUGUCCUCCACGCGGCUUGGUCCCCAGGUGGAAGGAUCUGUUCUCCAAAGGGGACAGCAAGGUAUCUUUAGGCUAAAGGACUCGGCGUCUAGUGUUCUAGUUGAAGAUCUAAAGAGAAAGCCACCUUGCUGCCACUAUGCCUAACUUUUCUGGCAACUGGAAGAUCAUCCGAUCGGAAAACUUUGAGGAAAUGCUAAAAGCUCUGGGGGUGAACAUGAUGAUGAGGAAGAUCGCUGUGGCUGCAGCUUCCAAGCCAGCCGUAGAGAUCAAACAGGAGAACGACACUUUCUACAUCAAAACCUCCACCACUGUGCGAACCACGGAGAUUAACUUCAAGAUUGGGGAGGAAUUUGAGGAGCAGACUGUGGAUGGGAGACCCUGUAAGAGUUUGGUGAAAUGGGAGAGUGAAAACAAAAUGGUGUGCGAGCAGAGGCUUCUGAAGGGGGAGGGCCCCAAGACCUCCUGGAGCCGAGAACUGACCAAUGAUGGAGAGCUGAUCCUGACCAUGACAGCAGACGACGUUGUGUGUACCAGGGUCUACGUCCGAGAGUGAGUGCCUACGGGUCCAAGAACUACCGCUACAGGCCACAAACCUCCCAUGUCCAUCUAUCUUACAAGCUAGUUCUCCCCUUACUCCUGAAGGUCACUGCUUCCCCCGAGGCCUUUUGUUCUUUGCCUCCUCUAUGCCAGAGAGGGACAGACUACAAAAGCUCAGAACCCUUCCACCACCGUUUGCCCCUCCCCAGGUCAGCAGUCCCAGCUCCGUACCAGGGUCCUUCCUGGAAGAGACUGUCUCUCUGGCCUCUACUCUUUAUCCUUUAGUCUGUGUGAUUUAGAAUAUUUAUUGGUUAAUUUUAUUAAAAUGUUUUAAAAUGU